Ilex paraguariensis (yerba mate) is the source of this 203-nucleotide messenger RNA. Lineage: Eukaryota; Viridiplantae; Streptophyta; Magnoliopsida; Aquifoliales; Aquifoliaceae. The record is from the annotation of a GenBank genome assembly.
AUGGCUGCAUUCAGAAAUGCUAGAUUUUUGUCAACAGAGUUUAACAAAACUGAUGAACCUUUUAGAGUUGAGGAAGCUGAGACAAUAAAUAUGCCCCCACUUCCAACAGAAAAGUUACUCGUGCUGGGUGGAAAUGGAUUUGUUGGCUCACAUGUUUGCAAAGAGGCGUUAGAUCUUGGUUUGUCUGUUGCUAGCCUCAGCAG